GUUUGGUGACAUGGAGGAAUACAAGGUGACUCUGGAAGGGCCAGCCCCCUGGGGCUUCCGACUACAAGGAGGCAAGGAUUUUAACAUGCCCCUCUCCAUCUCCCGGCUCACGCCAGGAGGAAAGGCAGAGCUGGCUGGAGUUAAUGUGGGGGAUUGGUUGCUUCAAAUUGAGGGUGACAGCACAACAUCAAUGACCCAUAUUGAAGCCCAGAACAAGAUCAGAGCCAGCAGCAACAAACUGGGCCUUGUCCUGAGCAGAUUUGCUGUAGGUGUGAACCAGGCCAAGGGUGUGCACACUCCUGAAUCCCAAGGCCGGAAGUAUAACUUUGCACCCUCUACUGCUCUCAACAAAAUUGCCCGACCGUUUGGUACAGGGACACCACCCCCAGACAACUCCCGGCCUGGUCAGCUCACCAAGCCAGUGGCUUACAAUCCUCCUCCAACUUCUUAUACUACCAGCCAAACAGCACAAGGCCAGCUGCAGAACGGGGAAAAGUUCAUCACAGAACUGCAGAGCCCCCGAUACACCCGCUUGCGAGACUGGCACCACGAGAGAUCAGCCUGCUCCCUGAAUGUGAAGCCCUGAGCGGCAGUGAGGAGAGGGCGCAGGGGAAAGUUGGGAAAUAUGUUUGGGAAAAGUCAGGCGAGCUGUUCCCCACAUGCUUUCUGUUCUACUGAUAAGCCAUGUCACAUAGAUACCAGUACUCCAUCUACUUUCUCUGAGUAACUAAGGGGUGUGAACAUUGCAGCACCCCCAGCUGUAUGUCCCAUCAUGCUUUGGUGCCUGGAGAUGCAGUGGCAAGCUCUAGUAGGUGGUGUGCGCACAGCUAGCUCUGACUCAUCUCCUACUUUCCCUACAAUAUUCUUCAUGUCAAAGUCUUUCCCGUAAUUGUCUCCCCUCCCUUGUGACAACAGCAAAAUCUGGAAACUCCUGGGAUCCUCUCUCCUAUUGUGUAGAACUAUAUGAUUUAUUUAGUGUACUCACCAUGCUGUUCAGAGAUCAGCAAAUAUGAAUGAUUCACUUUGGUGUAGAUUGUAGUUUAAUUAAAUCACAUCUCUUCCCUUUUUCAUCCCAUAUGCCACUCUCACUAGUCCCAAUGGUUUGGAGCAAGUGAUAAACUUUUCUAGCAAGUGAUAACCAUGUCUGGUCGGGCUGGUGACAUUGCACUGCCUCCCUGCCCCCGUAUCUGUCAUGUGCCAUUAUGGGGAAUAUGCUGUUAUGUGUUUGUGGCAGGUAGAUGCCCUGACUUCCAUUUAACUGAAGGAAAGAUGGGGGGAAAAAAGGAUACAUUUCAAUAAACAUGUAUUUUUGUUUGUUG
Molecule: messenger RNA, 1319 nt
Organism: Xenopus tropicalis (tropical clawed frog)
Lineage: Eukaryota; Metazoa; Chordata; Amphibia; Anura; Pipidae
Gene: pdlim7
Product: PDZ and LIM domain 7
Cellular component (GO): cytoskeleton
Source: RefSeq, marked validated